Messenger RNA from Tarenaya hassleriana, 1599 nucleotides. Its product is annotated as alcohol dehydrogenase-like 3. Gene Ontology annotation, molecular function: S-(hydroxymethyl)glutathione dehydrogenase [NAD(P)+] activity; zinc ion binding. The transcript is spliced from 10 exons. NCBI's taxonomy places the organism in Eukaryota, Viridiplantae, Streptophyta, Magnoliopsida, Brassicales, Cleomaceae. The coding region runs from base 308 to 1477 and encodes 389 amino acids. The record is from RefSeq and is a predicted model, not a curated record. Gene Ontology annotation, biological process: formaldehyde catabolic process. Gene Ontology annotation, cellular component: cytosol.
AUUUUUGCAUGAUUCAUAUGUGGAGGAGGAGCUGCAACUUUUUACAUGAGCCUCGUAGAUGAGUCAUGAGAAAAAACGGGAUACCGUGAUUAAAUUUGGACAAGUUAUUUUUCUUCAAAUGGUUAUGAUCACUUCAAACAAGAAGGGAUGUGGGUUAUGUUUAGACAAGACGGAGUCAAAUCCCCUUCUUGAUGAAGCUGCGGAUGUGCAUGAAUGAUCGCGAGCUAUAUUUAGAAGCCCUCUCUCUUCUCAUAGGACGAGGGAGGGUAUAUAUAUACACACACACUUGCAGGAAGCUGACAUAUGAAUGAACAUGGCGGAAACUAGAGGGAAGGUCAUCACUUGCAAAGCUGCUGUUGCAUGGGGUCCAAAGGAGCCGCUCGUGAUACAAGAAGUAUGCGUCGAUCCUCCUCAGAAAAUGGAGGUUCGGAUCAAGAUCCUCUACUCCUCCAUAUGCCACACUGAUCUCGGUGCUUGGACCGGCGAGAACGAAGCUCAGAGAGCGUUCCCACGGAUUCUUGGCCACGAGGCUGUCGGGAUUGUGGAGAGCGUAGGGGAAGGGGUGGGAGACAUAAAGGAAGGAGACUACGUGAUACCCAUCUUCAACGGGGAAUGCGGAGAGUGUGUGGUCUGCAAGCAAAAGGAGGGCAAUCUGUGCGAGAGGUACCAGGUCGAUCCGAUGAAGAGAGUGAUGGUCAGCGACGGAAAGCCGAGGUUCUUCACCAAAGACAGCUCCGAGCCCAUCUACCAUUUCUUGAACACGUCCACGUUCACCGAAUACACCGUCUUGGACUCGGCCUGCGUCGUCAAGAUCGAUCCCAAUGCUCCUCUCAAGCACAUGAGCCUCCUGAGUUGCGGCGUUUCCACCGGAGUGGGAGCGGCAUGGAACACGGCGAAUGUGGAGGCAGGAGCAAGCACUGCAGUGUUUGGCUUGGGAUCCGUUGGACUCGCUGUGGCCGAAGGAGCAAGAGCAAGAGGAGCUUCGAGGAUCAUUGGUGUUGACACGAACCCUUCUAAAAUGGUUAAAGGCGAGCAGAUGGGAAUCACAGAAUUCAUAAAUCCAAAGGACCUGAGCAAGCCAUUGCAUCAGAGGAUAUCAGAGAUCACAGGAGGGGGCGUAGACUACAGCUUCGAAUGCACGGGAAACGUCGAUCUUCUUCGCGAGGCCUUUUUAUCCACUCGAGCUGGGUGGGGGAAGACGGUGCUGAUAGGAGUAUAUCCGACGCCGAGAACGCUGCCUCUUCAUCCAAUGGAGCUUUUCGACGGCCGCACCAUCACCGGCUCUGUCUUCGGCGGCUUCAAAGGCAAAUCUCAGCUCCCACGUUUCGCCGCGCAGUGCAUGCAGGGGGUGGUGAAAUUGGAGCCUUUCAUAACAAACGAGCUCCCCUUCGAGAAGAUAAACGAUGCGUUUCAGCUGCUUCGCGAUGGCAAAACUCUCCGAUGCCUCCUUCAGAUCUCCAAAUACCUCAAGAAAUGAUCAUUCUUAAUUAUCUUUUUAUUUUGUUUUCCCUCUUUCCAUAUAUAAUAUUUAACGUAUUGUUCAUUUGUUUUUCGGUUACGUAUCCUCCGAUAAUGAUAUAACACUUGCAUUUGGAUUGA